AAUAAUGCUAAUACCCAGCACUUGGGCUCUAAAAUGUAGAGGAAAUGGCAUCUCCUGGCAGUGACAGCUAUAUUGUGCGUGUCAAGGCUGUGGUUAUGACCAGAGAUGACUCCAGCGGGGGAUGGUUCCCACAGGAAGGAGGAGGGAUCAGUCGCGUCGGGGUCUGUAAGGUCAUGCACCCUGAAGGCAAUGGACGAAGCGGCUUUCUCAUCCAUGGUGAACGACAGAAAGACAAACUGGUGGUAUUGGAAUGCUAUGUAAGAAAGGACUUGGUCUACACCAAAGCCAAUCCAACAUUUCAUCAUUGGAAGGUCGAUAAUAGGAAGUUUGGACUUACUUUCCAAAGCCCUGCUGAUGCUCGAGCCUUUGACAGGGGAGUAAGGAAAGCCAUUGAAGACCUUAUAGAAGGCUCAACCACAUCAUCUUCCACCAUCCAUAAUGAAGCCGAGCUUGGUGACGAUGACGUUUUUACAACAGCUACAGACAGUUCUUCUAACUCCUCUCAGAAGAGGGAACAACCUACUCGGACAAUCUCCUCUCCUACAUCAUGUGAGCACCGGAGAAUCUACACCCUGGGCCACCUCCAUGACCCAUACCCCACGGACCACUAUCACCUCGAACAGCCGAUGCCAAGGCCCUACCGCCAGGUGAGCUUCCCGGAUGACGAUGAGGAGAUCGUGCGCAUCAACCCCAGGGAGAAAAUCUGGAUGACAGGAUAUGAGGACUACCGGCACGCCCCGGUUAGGGGCAAGUACCUCGACGCCUCAGAGGAUGCGGACUCCUACGUGCGCUUUGCCAAAGGCGAGGUGCCCAAACACGACUAUAACUACCCCUACGUGGACUCCUCGGACUAUGGCCUCGGUGAGGACCCCAAGGGCCGCGGGGGCAGUGUGGUCAAGACACAGCCCUCCCGGGGCAAGUCCCGGCGGCGGAAGGAGGACGGGGAGCGCUCCCGAUGCGUGUACUGCAGGGACAUGUUCAACCACGAGGAGAACCGGAGGGGCCGCUGUCAGGACGCUCCCGACUCCGUGAGAACUUGCAUCCGCCGGAUGAGCUGUAUGUGGUGUGCGGACAGCAUGCUCUAUCACUGUAUGUCGGACCCCGAGGGAGAUUAUACAGACCCUUGCUCGUGCGAUACUAGCGACGAGAAGUUUUGCCUCCGGUGGAUGGCUCUUAUUGCCUUGUCUUUCUUGGCCCCCUGUAUGUGCUGUUACCUGCCCCUUCGGGCCUGCUACCACUGUGGAGUGAUGUGCAGGUGCUGUGGCGGGAAGCACAAAGCGGCGGUAUGACUCUGUUUCCUUCCUUUCCCCUCCUCCAUCCACAGUCACAAGAGAACUUCUCUUCCUUACUCUUCCCUUCUCCCUUCCAUUCAAAGGAGCAAAGAGAGCAAGAGGCCUCCGAGCUCCCUGGUACCUUGAGGCACCAUUCCAGCCUGGGGAACCUGUCUGGUGGACUCUCCACUCGACCCCAGCCAUCCAUACUGCAUCAGUCACAUACCCAUGCACACAUGCAGGCACAGUGUUCUAAGGAAAGGAACCUUCCACAUAGACUCAUGUAUUAACAACAAUCUGUAAUCAAGCUAAAUGUCUUAUAACUGUGUUUAUUUCCUGUCUUUCCUCCCCACCUCUUCCAGUUCAAAGGAGUUGGCAGUCCGAACUGCUGAUUUUUGGUGGGUUUUGUAGUGGAUUUUUCAAAGAACAUAGCAAGACUCCUUCUCUUGGUUCAGCUUGCCUGUUCCUAGCAAGCCUCGAUUCCUGUGGAAAAUGUGAUGUCAGAAUGAUGAAACCCUAC
Molecule: messenger RNA, 1791 nt
Organism: Orycteropus afer afer
Lineage: Eukaryota; Metazoa; Chordata; Mammalia; Tubulidentata; Orycteropodidae
Source: RefSeq, a predicted model, not a curated record